UUUCUUCUGUAUUAAAACCACCAAGGCGAAACACAGGAGAGAGGAAAAAUGCCGUUUUACAAGAGCAAGAAGACGCCGCCAUUAAAAUUUAAAUCGGCGACUUUCGAACAACGUUAGCAUGGCUUGUAAUUAUAGACGGCUGUGAUUAAACUCCCCUAAGUAGUUUAUUGAGACACAGACGGUUCAUUACACCUUACGUUGGUAAAGUUCCGUAAGUUUAUUUGAUAUAUAGCUAUAUUUUUUAUAUAUAUAUGGUUUAUUUACAUCUUUUCGAUUGCGUUACGUUCUGUGAUGGCUGCAGUUGUAAAAGUUGAAGUAAAAGAAGAAGAACUAAAUGCAUUCAUCGAUCAAAAGAUUUUUCUUACCAAUGAUGUUUUGACAAUUAGUAUAAAACAGGAACAUAAGGACAUUGGAUUUAGUACAGAUUACUCUAAUAUUACUGGUAGCUGGGAAGAGCAAAGUAAUGCGUUUCAAAAACCCGAUUAUGUAGGCGACGUAUCGCAAAAGCAUAAGAAUAUUCGGCAUGUAGAAGGACCAAACGCUUCAACAAUUUUGAAAUGUGCUUACUGCCAUUACACAACGUAUCUAAAAUCCUAUUUAAAAAUACAUCUGUUAAGACACAAUUUAAAGUGUGCCCAAUGCGAUUACGCUACCAAUAACAAAUACUAUUUAAGACGUCAUCUGUUAACACAUAAAACUUCCAAGGAUUUGAAAUGUUUUCAUUGUAGUUACAGUACCAAUAUGAAAUACUAUUUAAAAAGUCAUCUUUUAAAACACAAGACUUCCAAGAAUUUCAAAUGUGCCCAAUGCAGUUACGCUACCAAUAACAGAGACUAUUUAAAAAAUCAUCUUUUAACACACCUGACUUCUAAAAAUUUAAAAUGUGCCCAAUGUUAUUACGCUACCAAUAACAAAUCUUAUCUAAGAAAACAUAUGUUAAAACACCAAGUAACUUCCAAAAAUUUAAAAUGUGCCCAAUGUUUUUACACUACUAAUAACAAACACCAUUUUAAAGCACAUCUGUUAAGAUGCACAACUUCCAGAACACAGGCCACUGUCAAGAAUUUAAAAUGUGCCCAAUGUGAUUAUGCUACCAAUAACAAAUACCAUCUAAAAAAUCAUAUUUUAACACACAAGACUUCCAAGGCUUUCAAAUGUUCACAGUGUAGUUACGCUACCAACAUCAAAUACUAUUUAAAAAGUCAUCUAUUAAUACAUAAACCUUCCAACAAUUUCAAAUGUUUUCAUUGUAGCUACACUACCAAUAUCAAAGACUAUUUAAGAAAUCAUCUUUUAACACACAUGGCUUCUAAGGAUUACAAAUGUUCCCAGUGUAGUUACACAACCAAAAACGACCGCAAUUUAAAAGUUCAUCUGUUAAAACAUAAGAUUUCCACGAAUUUCAAAUGUUUUCAGUGUAGUUACACUACCCAUAUCAAAAGGUAUUUAAAAAAACAUCUGUUAAGGCACACAUCUUCCAACAAGAAUCUAAAAUGUGCACAAUGUAGUUACGCUACUAAUAACAAAUACUACUUAAAAAAUCAUCUUUUAAUGCAUGCGACCUCCAAGAAUUUGCAUUGUGCCGUAUGUGAUUAUGCUACCCAUAACAAACACUAUUUAAAAAAUCAUGUGGUAAUACAUGCAACUUCCAAGAACUUAAAAUGUACCGAAUGUGAUUAUGCUACCAAUAUCAAAUACCAUCUAAAAAGGCAUCUUUUAACACACAAGACCUCCAAGAAUUUAAAAUGUCCGCAUUGUGAAUUUUCAACACGUUAUAGAUCCACUUUAAUAACACAUCUGUUAAUCCACAACACUUCUAUGGAUCUCAAAUGUUCGCUAUGCGAGUACGCAACCAAUAACAAAUGUAGUUUCAAAAGACAUUUGUAUUCACACUUUUAACAAUUUUCCACUACUGGUGGAAUGAUUGGGACUGUAUUUAAUUAUGUACCUACAUUUUCAACGGUGGUUAUAUUUGCAUAUUUAAUAAUUUGUUAUUUUAUAAGAACAAUAAAGAAAUUGCAACUUUUUUUUAUCUUGAUAUUUUUGCAAAAAAGUGCUGACAAGUUACUCUUAGUGUGCCCAUUGCCAUUUCGCAAUUAUCUAUAACUACUAUUUAAAAACA
This is a messenger RNA of Photinus pyralis (common eastern firefly), 2122 nucleotides long. RefSeq names its product gastrula zinc finger protein XlCGF46.1-like. The record is from RefSeq and is a predicted model, not a curated record. Gene Ontology annotation, molecular function: RNA polymerase II transcription regulatory region sequence-specific DNA binding; DNA-binding transcription factor activity, RNA polymerase II-specific. Bases 292 to 1899 code for a protein of 535 amino acids. NCBI's taxonomy places the organism in Eukaryota, Metazoa, Arthropoda, Insecta, Coleoptera, Lampyridae. Gene Ontology annotation, biological process: regulation of transcription by RNA polymerase II. The transcript has 2 exons.